Chlamydomonas reinhardtii is the source of this 5340-nucleotide messenger RNA. RefSeq lists its product as uncharacterized. Bases 362 to 4840 code for a protein of 1492 amino acids. Gene Ontology annotation, molecular function: ATP binding; MAP kinase activity. Gene Ontology annotation, cellular component: nucleus; cytoplasm. The record is from RefSeq and is a predicted model, not a curated record. NCBI's taxonomy places the organism in Eukaryota, Viridiplantae, Chlorophyta, Chlorophyceae, Chlamydomonadales, Chlamydomonadaceae. The transcript is spliced from 5 exons. Gene Ontology annotation, biological process: protein phosphorylation; intracellular signal transduction.
GUAAUAUGUCAGCGACAUAAACCAUAUGCGCAUAAGUGGGGGCAGUCCAUCCCCAUUUUGGGCCCGCGCAAUCAGCGAUGAGGAUCCCGUUGCGUGACCAACGCGGCCCAACCAACGCGGCCCAUCGACAAGCUGAUAUGCAUAGCAAUCCGCAAUAGAGUAUGUACUAGAUCGUAGGCUUGCGAGCGUCGGCCAGAGUUGGGCACCAACUGGCGACCAACUUUCUGUGCGCGGGUUGUUUAUAUCCGCGGGUCGGUUUUACUGGGCGUGGAUGACGGCAAGUGAUUGCACACAGAUAGCACAGGCUGGUGGAGUUCAACUGUGAACGUUCACCGCCGGGACCGGCCUCGCCCGGCAUAAAAUGAGCGCGCCCUCGCCGUCUGAACCAGCAUUUGGCUACACGUUUUUGCGUUCCAUUGGCUCCGGCACCUAUGGCGACGUUUAUCUGGCUACCUUGGCGCGCGAUGCCAGCAGCGGCAACUCGAGUUGGGCGGUCAAGGAGUUCCGCUACGCAGCCGAGCAUGACAAGCUGGGCCUGCGCCUGGCGCUGCGCGAGUUGCGGCUCCUACAGAGCCUGGACCACCCACUCGUUAUUCGUUUGGAGCGCGCCUUCCGCUCACCAUCAGGGCGCUUAUAUGCCGUCUUUCCUUAUAUUAGCGGGGGCUGCGGUCAGGACGUGCUUCGCUCAAAGUAUGAGUUCGGGCUGCCGCCGCGCAUGCUAAAGUCCUUCGCCUGGCAGCUGUGCGUGGCGGUGCGCUACCUGCACGACUGCAAGGUGCUGCACCGUGACAUCAAACCCCCCAACAUACUGCUCGCCUCUGAUGGCAGCAUUCGCCUCUGCGAUUUCGGCUUCGCGCGGCGCCCCAACGACCCGCGCGACGGGCUGUGCAAAGGCGAGGGGCUGACGGAGUACGUCGUGACACGUGCCUACCGUGCACCCGAGGUGCUUCUGGGGCAGCCGUACGGCACGCCUGCGGAUGUGUGGGCGCUGGGCUGUACGCUUGCUGAGAUGGCCACUGGUCGCACACUACUGCCCGGCUCCUCGUCUCUGGACCAGCUCUGGCGCUGCCUCGGCGCACUACCAGCUGAGCCCUGGCCCGCUACCUUGGCGGCAGCCGUGGAGGCGCUUGGUCGGCUUGAUCCCGCGCAGCUCGGUGGGUCGCUCACGCAGGAGCAGCUGCGGCCGAUGCGGCUGCCAGGACGGCCGCUGGCGGCACGGCUGGCACAUCUCGACACCCAGUUCGUGGAGGUCGUGACGGCGUGCCUGCGGCUUGACCCCGCGGCCCGCGCCAGCGCCGACCAGCUGCUGCGCCUGCCGUACUUUGACGAUGUACGGCACGUGAUGGCGGGCAACGACACGCUCUUGCGGCUGUACGAUGACCUGAUGUACGAGCGCUGCGGUUGCGGCACGCAGCCGCGGGCGGCAGGCACGGCCACCCUAGCGCGGCAGCACAGCCUGAGCGCAACGUCCUUCUCAGCCACCUCUUCACGAAGCAGCAUCAGCAGCGGCGGCAGCUGCGAGGGCGUCAGCGGCGGCGCGGCCGCUGGCGUCAGCGGCGGGGCCGGCGGCAGGGCCAGCGGCAGCAGCAUCAGCCUCGGCAGCCCGGACUGCGGCUCCGGACUGGUGUCACCAGUUGUGCCAGCAGGCGCCUCGCCCGGUGUUGUGCUGGCAGCCGCCUCAGCGGCAGCGGCCGCCGCGGCAGCUGCCUGCUCCGUGUCGCCGGUUCUCACUCCGCUGCAGCAACAGCUGCAGCGACAACAGCAGCAACAGCAGCAGCAACAGCAGCAACAACAGCAGCGCCGCGCAGCGACGGCCACGGCGGUGCCGCGGGAGCAGCAGCCCACAGCCGAGCCCCUCGCCUGCCACCUCACCCACACCCACCUGCCCGUCCCUCCGCAGCUACGGCACCUGGGCACCACCAGCCCGCCCGCAUCGCCUGUCGCCGUCGCCGCCGUGCCUGCAGUGUCGCCUGCGUUCCACAAAACUUCUGAGCCAGGCGCUCUGGAGGCGGCAGCCAAGGCUGCCGUGGGCAGCCAGGGCCAGGGCCAGGGCCGGGGCCGGGGCAUGCGGCGCGUGUGUACCUCCAUGGACGUGACGGAGGCAGGUGCGGCCGCCGCAGCCGCCAAGCAGCGCAGCCAGCUGCAGCAGCCGCAGCCGCGUGAGCAGCAGGAGCCGGGGGCCGCAGCGAAGGCGCCGUACCUGCGUGCCAGGGCUGGCGGCGCCGUUGUCACCGCCGGCGCCGUUGGAGCCUCCUUUACGGCGGCGGCGGCGGCCGCCGCCAGUGCCAUCGCCGCCGCGCGCAGCAGGGAGGACGCCGCCGCCAUCAGCCUGGUGUCCACGCCCACGCGUUUACCGCCUCUGGAUGAGUGUGCCGCCUUUACCUCGCACCACGACGCCGUGGGCGGCAGCGACGGCGGCGGCGGCUGUGGCAGCGGUGAGGAGACGACGCUCAUGCAUAAACACUCAGGCGCCAGCCUUGCGCUGACAGGCACCGGUGGCUGUGCCGGAGCCUACGCCGCUGCCUUCUGCAGCGCUGACGGCGAGCAGCAGAGUGUCGGCGCCAAGGCGGCGGCGGCACACGACAGCGCCGCGCUACAGGCGCUGCAGCCGCAGCUGCAGCUCUUGCCGCAUACACGGUACCUGAUGGCGGCAGCAGGCGAUGAGGACCCGACAUGCAUGGGCCCUAUAUGGCCGGCCAAGCCGGCGGCCGACCUGUCACCAAACAGCCCACCGCCGCACGUGCCGGCGCCAGGCCUGGCCCGCGCCUGCAGCGACGGCUUCGCUAACUCAGCGCUGGCUCCAUCACGCAGCACCACAUGCAUCGCUACCGCCUGUGCUGGCAGCGAUACCGCUGCCGCCACCGCCGCCGGUAAUGACGCGAGUGCGCGGACCACCCCGUUCGCGGCGGCAGGCGCCGGCGGCCCUGCUAUAGGCCCCUCGGCCGCGGCUUCAGGCGUGACGGCCCGUGCGAUGUUCUUGCGGCGGCGCCCUGACCUUUGCGUGUUUGGCGACAACAGCGACGACGACGAGGAGGACGAGGUGCUCACGCCCAGGGGCACGGCCGCCGGCGCGCGUGCCCAGCGUGCCCACGUUCCGCAUCCGGAUCCCGAGCUCUGCUGCCUGCCUGAGGCCGACGGCCUGGGGCCCUUCGGCGCGCCGAGCCGCAGCUGGGGCUCCGGUCAGGUGCCGUCGUCGCAGGGCGCCGCCGCGGCGGCGCCUCCGCCGUCCCUGCCGCCGCGCUUCGGCGCACGCCACCACGGCUCGAUGCCGCUGCUGCUGCCGCAGCGCCGCGGCACGCUGUUGGGCUUCGUGCCGGAGCCGCCCAGCGGCGACGCUGCCUCCGUGGCGGCGGUGCUGACCCGCACCAUCUCGACGGCGGAGCACAGCGGUGGCGGCGGCUCCCGCCCGGGCCGCUCGAACGCCGUGCUGGCCACGCUGCCGGUUGACGCGGGCUCAGCGCUGCCGGCCCACAGCGACGGCAUGAUGGGCCCAGGAACGGGCCUGCUGCAUCCGCGCGCGUCGCAACUGCAGCAGGGCAGUCCCACGAUGUCGCUCUCUGCUCAGCAGCAGCUACAGCUGCAGCCCUCCGCCAGUCGCCAGCUGCCAGCCGCCGCGGCCUUCCCCGCCGCGCCAGGGCAGCUGCCUGCCCCUGCGGCCGGCGCGCUGUCGCCGCCCGCGCACCCGGCCAGCGCAACCACGACAGGCCGCCUGAACCAUCGCCUCUCGCUGUCGCAAGCCUCCACCGGCGCAGCCGGCAGCACGGCCGCCGCCGCGCUCGGCUCCUGUCCCGCUGUUUCCCCCGGUGCCUCCGGCGCCGCCAUCGUCAGGGCCGCGACCGUGAGCCGUGCGGACUCGAGCUCCGGCCGCGCGGCAACGGCGGCGCAGGCCGGAAUGCUGCGGCAGACAAGCCGCGGCACUUUCGGCAGCCAGCCGCUGACGAUUGCCGGUGCCAGCUCUGCAGCGCUCGACAGCAGCGCCUGCGGCUCCUACACGCCCGGCUACGGCCUCGGCAUGGGACUGGAUGGUGAGUAUGGCGGCUACAGCGGCGCCGGUAGCGCGGUCACGACCGCCAUGACCAUGACGACGACGGCGGCUGCGGUGGUGGCGGCAGCGGCGGCCGCAGCGGCAGGCUUCUACUGCACCGGUGGCCUGGGCCCAAGCGCGAGCGGCAGCGGUGGCGGAGGUGCAGGAAGCUACUCCCACUUCUGGAGUGGCGGCAGCACGGCUGGCGCUUCGGCUGCCGCGGCCGGUGGCUACGGAGGUAGCGGCGGCGUGGGACCGUCCAUGGCGCCUUUUGCCUUGUCGGGUGCUAGUGCGAGUGGCGGCAGCAGCUUUAACCGCAGCUCCGCGACGCACGCGCAGCAGUGCCGGCUGCAACGGCAGAUGUCUGUCCUUGAGGGCCCGGCCGGAAGUGCGUCCGCGAAGGCUCCUGCGUCCUUCGCGACCGAGGCCAGUGCCCCCUGCUUCCCUGCGGCAGCGACAGCAGCUGCCAUAAUUACUUCGUCAGCUGCUAGCGAUGCUGCGGCCACUGGUGCGGCCACUGCUGCCGCUACUGCCGCUGGCUCAGCCAUGAGCCGUGGCAGCUCAACUGCUGCAACCGUAACCCUAAUCCAUUACGGCGAGCCGGCUGCUUCCGGCAGCAGCCUGGUCCCGUGCUCGGCGAUUGGCAAAGCGCCAGCCCGUGAUGUGAGCAAGCUUUUGGAGCCGCAGCAGCACAGCCGUGUGAGCCAUGAGGAAAGCGGGAGCAGCACCAGCACCAGCGGCAAUGCUGCAAGCCGUGGCGGGAUGCUGGCAACUAUCUUUCGGCCGCUGUUCGCAUGCGUCGCGCGACAGGGCUGAUGCCAGCUCCCUAACCAGCAAGCCGGUCUUUGCCGACGGCGUACCGUAAACGGCUUCUGAACUAGAUUCGACGCAUGAGCUGAGGGUGCGUCGCUUGAGGUCGCUAGGCUUUUAACUUUAUCAUGGCGCACUAUCAUUAUUUUGUGCAUUUAAAUUUCAAAGAAACUCUAGUUGGUGCAUUCAAACUUGUGGCGACAGACUGCGUUGGCUAUAGCAGCGCAUGAUGACGGCCUCACACAACACACUAGGCACAAGGCACUCGCUGGCAACACGGCAGAGAGCGCAACUGAUGGCUUUGGGAAACUGGGCAAUGGCAUGGAGCCGCCAGGGCAGAGGGGCCUUCACAUUUCAAUGGCCCAAAAAGCUUGUAUGUGAGAGGGGUGAGGCCGCAACAAGAACGGGCCAGGAUGCGGGGCCGGUACAAGACACGGCGACCUGAAGAUGAAGUAAAAUGGGCAGUGUACCAAAUGCAGAAGUUCAAGCAUGGCACAAAAGUGUUU